GAAUUAGAGGCAAUGUCCCUCCCUUCCUCUUUCACUCUGCCGUGUUGGUAAAGACUGACAGACUGACUGACACCGCCUGCUCCUGACAAACUACUGCUUCAGUCAAGAUGUUCCUGUGCUGUUGGCUGGCUCUGGUGGCUUUGAUUCCUACGACCCUGAGCAUCAAUCCCGGGGUGAAGGUCAAACUAACAGAAAAAGGGCUUGAAUAUGGCAGAGCCCUUGGAAUGGCUACAAUUCAGCAGAAACUCAAAACCAUCAAAGUGCCAGAUAUGUCAGGGAAACAGAAGGUGUCUCCCAUUGGCACGGUCCAGUACAGCCUGACAAAUAUGCACAUAGUGAAUGUGGGAUUACCAAAGUCUGCAGUGGAUCUAGUGCCAGGGACUGGUGUCAGACUGUCCAUUAGUAACGCCUUCAUCAGUCUGCAGGGAAACUGGAGGGUCAAGUACCUCAGAAUAAUAAAGGACAGCGGCUCUUUUGACUUGAAUGUGAACGGACUCACUAUCACCACAAGUAUUGACAUCAAGAGUGACGAGACUGGCCGACCUGCGGUCAGUAGUGUAAACUGUGCGGCCACUGUCGGCAAGGCGAGCAUUAAAUUCCACGGUGGAGCCAGUUGGUUAUACAAUCUCUUCAGUAAGUUCAUUGAUAAGGCUUUGCGAAAUGCACUGCAGAACAAGAUCUGCCCUCUGGUGGCUGAUGCAAUCUCUGAUUUGAACCCUCAUUUGAAAACUCUCAAUGUUUUAGCCAAAGUGGACCCAUAUGCAGAGAUUGAAUACUCCAUGGUGUCAUCGCCCACAGUUUCUAAAUCUUCUAUAGACUUCAGCUUGAAGGGUGAAUUUUACAACAUUGGGAAGCAUCAGGAGCCUCCAUUCUCCCCCAAACCCUUUUCCCUGCCGCCCCAGAUCAACAACAUGUUGUACAUCGGUGUGUCUGCCUUCACCAUCAACUCUGCAGCCUUCGUCUACAACAAAGCUGGAGCCCUCAGCCUGGCCAUCACAGAUGACAUGAUCCCGCAAAGUUCUCCCAUCCGACUCAACACCAGAACGUUUGGAGCCUUUAUCCCGCAGAUUGCCAAGCGUUUCCCAGGUCUGAUGAUGAAACUGCUGGUGAAGACGGUGAAAGAUCCCAUCAUCACUUUUGAAACCAACAACGUGACGGUUCAGGCCAUUGGGACGGUGACGGCCUACGCUAUCCAACCCAACGCCACACUUUCCCCUCUCUUUGUCCUAAACAUGGACACCAGUGUCAGCGCCCGAGUGUACGUCAGUGGAGUGAAGCUGGCUGGAGCUGUCACCCUAAACAAAAUGGAUCUGACCCUGGGGACAAGUUAUGUGGGAGAGUUUCAGGUGGGAUCCCUCGACAACAUCCUCCAAAUGGUCCUCAAAGUGGUAGUGAUACCUAAACUGAACGUCCAACUUGCCAAGGGAUACCCACUUCCUACACUUGGAAAGAUGAAGCUUGUGAACACUCAGCUUCAGGUUCUGAAGGACUAUAUGCUGAUUGGGACAGAUGUUCAGUUCACGGGUUGAAUGGAGUUCCUGGAAACUCCCAGGGUUCAUUUCUGCACUGGGGCAUCCCACCAUCAAGACACAAUCACAACCUGUACGGCUACUCAAGAAGAAAAAACAAAUGAUGCUCUACACGCCUGAGAAAUAUGUCACAAAAAUCCUGUUUCUCUCCUUAGAUUUUUUUUAUCACUCUUCUGUUUUUUUUCUGUUUUUUUUAAUACUGUUUUUCUUUUUCUUUUUCUUUUAAAUGUGAACUCAGACGAGGUUUUGUAAAUAUAAAACGCGGAUGAGGGCAGUGAACGGGGAUUAUUGCAGUUGUGUUAGAACAGGACACAGUCUGAAGGACAGGGUUUGAAGUUUCUCACGGCAAUCAUCUCUUUUUGCAAUAACAUGCUCCUUCCAAAGCAGAUCACAGCACUUUCUGCUGCUGACUUUGGGCAAAUUCUUUCUCAAACUUUCUGACUUUGUAGCUCACGGAGCGAUUCUACAAAUGUGCUGAUCCAUGACAUUUUUACUGCAGUUUGGAGAGUCCCAUGAAAAAACAAUGCCAAGACAUCAAUCAAGCAGCCCCGCUUCAGACAAAGCAAAUCAGCCACAGUAGUUUGUACUAAACAAACACUAUAAUUUACAGCAUCCUAACAGGGUUCAGUUCAAUACGUACAAACACAUAGGUAGUACUGACUGUAUAAAUAACACAAUUGGACAAUGCGGUUUUCAUAGUUCAUAGGAAGACCAAACUCCACAUAGUGUCAAAGUCAUUCAAUAGAAGAAAUCAGUGUGCUACUUUGUUUCCUGUGGUGUCCCCUGCUUCCAUCAGGGGCCCGUUUUAAUGGCCACAUGUUCAUCCAGCUGAUGUCUGGGCAGAGCCUCAUAGUGUGUCACUGUCUCUCUCAGGGAGCUGUGACUGAGGGCUCGGCCUUUCAGGGUCUGGGAGUUGGCCGACAAUAUCUGUAUUAAAAGACACAAAUCAUCAAAGAAUGCAUGAGUGGAUGAAGAAAGCUUUGAAAGUAUCAGAUAAGGCCUUCAAGUUACUGACUGCGACCUUCCUACUGUACCAUUGACAGGCAGGAAAUCGUUUAUUAAUGCUAGAAUGUUUCACCUUUUUUAGGAUGCUUGGUGUGUCACAUGUCAACAUGAGAUUUACAUGAUUUAAUUAAAAGGUGUGCCUAGACCUGAACACUUGAGCAUGAGCAUUACUGGAUGUUUGAGAGCGAUAGAGAAAAAUCUGAUAACAAAACAUCAACAAAGAAAAAUGUAAAGCCCCUGGAAACUAAAUGUUAAGUAUUUGUCCAGAACAUUAAAUAUUUGUGACUAAGCAACAAUCAAAGUAUAAAAAAACAUUGUUAGGUAUUAUUAAUUAAGAGCUUAUGAACACCUAAACCCCCUAUAAGGAACUUUGUGUUGAUUCUGGGGCCCCCUGUGAACAAAAGCACUAGUGUUUCCACCUCCUCAUUUGAUUGAUUUCAAGGGGAAUCUGAAACCCCUUGUAGUAGGCUGGAAAAGCUCAGCUAAUGCUUCAUCAGGACGGUGUGGGUGUGGCUCAUUGAGACAUUUUAUAUGUUCCCAUUAUUCACUAUCAGCCAAUCAAUGCCAAUCUAUCUGUGAUAAACUAAAAUAUAGCUCUGUUUUGAAUAAAAACUUAACAACGUGUUGAUUCUUUAAA
Messenger RNA from Morone saxatilis (striped sea-bass), 3171 nucleotides. Its product is annotated as bactericidal permeability-increasing protein-like. The record is from RefSeq and is a predicted model, not a curated record. The coding region runs from base 108 to 1529 and encodes 473 amino acids. Gene Ontology annotation, molecular function: lipid binding. The transcript has 16 exons. NCBI's taxonomy places the organism in Eukaryota, Metazoa, Chordata, Actinopteri, Moronidae.